Molecule: messenger RNA, 4281 nt
Organism: Coccomyxa subellipsoidea C-169
Lineage: Eukaryota; Viridiplantae; Chlorophyta; Trebouxiophyceae; Coccomyxaceae
Exons: 15
Coding region: 1-4281 (1426 amino acids)
Biological process (GO): nuclear-transcribed mRNA catabolic process, nonsense-mediated decay
Cellular component (GO): telomerase holoenzyme complex
Molecular function (GO): telomeric repeat DNA binding; telomerase RNA binding; protein binding
Source: RefSeq, a predicted model, not a curated record
AUGGAGUUCCAAGGGGAAGCGGCCGACGGCCUUUGGCAGCACUGCAAGAAUGUGAUGCAGGCACUGCGCAUCAUCGCGCGUGAGAAGAGCUUCUUCGAUCCUGGCGUGAGUGCAGCGCGUAUUCAGUUGCGGGCAGCAUAUGAAGCGUUCCUUCUGCAGGAAUACAGUGGUGCACAGGACAAGCAAGUCGAGCAGGCGUUGUGGAAGACGGCUAUUUACGCAGUGAUUGAAGAGUUUCGGAAGCGUCUCAAGGCAGCGUCGGCAGGCGGCGAGAAUAUGAAGGAGCACUAUCUGAAGGCCAAGGGAGCAUGUUUGAGGUUCCUCAAGGAGGCAUCUCUCUUCUACGCAGUUCUGAUCCUGAAGCUGCAGGCUGCCUACGGCAGUGUUGGCUUCCAGCUGGAGUUCGCUGACCAUGCGGCUUUGGAUGCUGCCCUGGGCUCUGCCAUGCUUCCGCCACGAGUUGCCACGCUGGACUGCCGCUUGUCCGUCUACCGCUGUCUCAUCUGCCUAGGAGACCUGGCAAGGUACUACACCAUGAUCGAGGGAGGGCAGCAGAAAAAGGAUUGGAGCACGGCUGAAAAGUACUACUUCCAGGCAGUGACUGUCUUUCCUGAAGGAGGGAACUCCUUCAACCAGCUCGCUGUGCUGUCGACUUACUCCGAGGCGGAGCUGCCAGCGGUGUACUUCUACUAUCGGAGCCUGGGAGUGGCGCACCCCUUCCAGGUUGCGCGGGAGAACCUACUGCUGCUCUUCGAGCAGAACCGCGUGCACUAUGAGCAGCUCGGGGGCUUUGCCACGCAAGCCGGCGGCGGCGGCCGCGCCAAUGCCGGUCGCGGCCGUGGCAGGAACCGCGACCCGGCGCAGCAGCAGCAGAAGGCACGGGUCCCCAUCGUCGCCCUCCUGCCAAAGCUCUCCACCCGCUUUGUGCGCGUCCAUGGUGUGCUGUUCACAAAGAUCAACAUGGACACGUUCGGAGAAGUGCUGGCCGGCGCGUUUGCCGACCUGGAAGACCUCCUCAGCCGGGCCCCAGUUGCGCGCGGCGGCAAUGGGGAGGCGCGCAAGAGCGAUGCGCUGCUCAUGCAGCUGGCUGCCAUGACCAUGUUUGUCGCCUGGAACAUCAACUACGCGCCCCCAGACCACAGGCCGGGGUACUCUGAGAUACUUCAACGGGCGGAGCUGAAACGGCACGUGCUGGCUCUGGCGUACGGCUAUGCUGCAGCGCUGACCUUUGCGGCAGCGUCUGUGGGCGACAUGCGCAACACCGGCUCUACCCCCCUCACCUCCCCUCUGCUGGCGCCUCUCAAUGUCCUGCUGCAGUGGCUGUCCACCCAGCCUGACUAUGUCAGGCCGGAGGACAUGGACGAGGCAGAGGCAAAGGAGCGGUGCGCUCUGUGGAGGGCGCUCGCAAAGCUGCUGCUGCUGCUGCCGCCACCGCUGCCAAACGCUUCCCGCACAGCUCUCCCCGAAGACUGGCACCUGCGAGCAUUCGCCCCCCUCACGGCCGCCCACAGCAGCCUCGAAUUUCUGCAACCCCAGUCAGAGGAGGAUUCGAACGCUCGGCUGCGGCUGCACCGCGUUCUGCUGGCUAUCAGUGGGAUAUCCGCGCACCACCCGGCCUCCCAGGGAGCCGCGGCCGACGCCUCCCAGCCGGCCCUUGCGCAGGAGGAGCACGCGGCAGCCGCCGAGCUGCACCGGGCGGUGCAGAGGGUGCUCAGCGAAGCGCAGAGCGCUGCAGCGGCCGCUGAGGUCGUCGCAGCGGAGGCACGUGGCGACGGCACGCAGCAGGCUGCGAAUGGCGCAUCACAUCAGCCGGAUGUUGGCCUGGGCUUUGUGAGCGAGGAUGAGGACGAAGAGGUGAUCCUGUACCAGCCUCAUGGAGCAGCAGGGACUGCCUCACUGGCACCAUCGGCUUCAGCGCCCCCUGCCGGCCCCACUGCAAUGGACAUAAUGCCCAACCAUGUGCUCAGCGCUGCCACGUCCCAUGAGAUUGUCGACUUGCCGGCAGCUCCAGCUACUAUGACAUGCGAUGAUGGGAACAGAGGAACCUCCUUCGACCCCUUCAGCGUGUACGCCAGCGCCCACGGCCAAGCCACAACGCCACAGCCGCAGACAGUGUCCCUGUCUGAGCGGUUGGCCGCCUACACAGCCGACGUGCCGAGUCCAAUGACUGCUGCUGAUCUGACCAUCGGCCAUGCAGCAGCCGCUGCCGGCCGCACAGUCGCACAUGCCGAUGACGCCGUCCCUGCAGCAAGUGCCAUGUUCAACAGUGGCGAUCGUGCGUCAGAAAAACGUCCCCAAGGGGAGGAAGUACCCUGCAAGAAGCGGCUGGCGCCACCGCCCGUCCUGCUGUCCGACAACGACUGCGGCCCAAGCGCCAUAUAUGUGCCGGCUUCCGGCGCAGCCGCCGCGGCCGCGGCGGCUGCGACCAGGGAGGUGCUUGGGACGGCGGAGAGCGGCACGUUCUCGCCGUCGCAACAGCAGCGGCUGAUGCAGCCAUACGCGGGGGUGGCCGCCGUCGCGCCGCCGCCGUCAAAUUUGCCGCAGCCCUCCAGCAGCUUUGCCAGCGGCUCCUUCUCCCGCAGAGGCUCCCCGGCAGCCGCCGGUGGCGCCGCUGUUUCUGGCCUGCCCUCUGCCUCCGACCCCAACAGCCACCUCAUGGGGCCGCCAGCGCCGAUCCAGCAGCCUGACAUCACGCACACAGGGGCGCAGCAGCAGCAGAUGGGUAUAUCCGCGUCGGGCGAUGCGCAGCCAGGAGCGCAUUUUGGCGUCCCGUUGAGCACGGAGCAGCUGCUGAAUAGGCUGCAUGGCAGUACAGAGAGGCAGGCUGCACAGCUUCCGGGGCGGAGCUAUGGUCAGGGUGGGGGUGUCUAUGGGGCAGGGCUGCCAAUGCCACCCCCUGCUUCUGGCCUGCCCAGUGAGUCGCGCCUCUUCAGCAACGCUGAUGCAGGGGGUGCGGGCGCGCUGUUCAGCCGCGACCUGUUUGCGAGCCAGCGUGCGGGCAUGAGCCGGCCCAACAGCAUGAUGAGCUUUACGGACGCCCCUGCCGCAGCGGGCACGCCUCUUGACAGCCGCCCCGUCAGCCGCAGCUCCGUCGGCGUGCGCAGCCAGGCCGAUACCGAUGGCGGCCGUGGCACGCCCCAGCCCGGGCUGUUGUUUGCAGCGGUGCAGCAACAGCAGCAGCCUUAUCCGACGGGGGGCGCAGCUGGCCUGUCGUCUCUACUGGGCGGCUCAGCAUAUGACCAGCAACUUCAGCAGCAGCAGCAGCAGCAGCAGCAGGCUCAGGCGCAGGCUGCGAUGCAGCAGAGCUGGGCAAACAGCGGUGGCUUCUACAUGGGUGGGGACCGCCAGCCGCAGCCGCCGCCGCAGCCGAGCGGCCUCGGCUUCUACACGCACGACAGCCAGUCCAUAGAGGCGCACCUGCUUGCGCAGGCCUACCAGGGACAACUGGGACGACCUGCCGACGACGGCCUGGCCGCAUCCGGCGGGUUGCAGACUUACCUCAGCGGGCGGCUGUCGGAGCCAGCCCUUCCCGCGCCAGGUGGCGGCGGCUGGUUGGCCGCCGGGCUGGGCCUCGGGCAGCAGGCAGCGGGCGACUACGGUGCCCCUACACAGCCGGGCCUGCACAACCUCGGCUACAACGCGCAGAUGCAUUCGCAGCCCCCAUGGGCCCCCCCAGGCCCAGCUUCCACCGCCUUCGGCGCUGCUGCGCUCGGCAGCAUGCCGGGCCACAGCUUCCCACAGCAGCGGGCUGCGGACCAGACAGCGGGGGGACUGGUGUUCAGCGGGCAGCAGUCUCACCUGUCUGGGCCUCUGCACAGCACCCUGCCGGGCCAGCAGCAAACACAGCAGCAGCCACAGCAGCAGCAGCAAUAUCAGCCUGAGCACAGCCUGGCUUCGCUGUCAAAUGCAGAGCUACAGCAGCGGCUGGCGCUGAUGAGCUCAGGCAACGGCCUGGGGCAGGGGUGGGCGUCCGCUGUUCCCUCCCCCGCUGGCAUGCUCGGCGUGGGAGUCAUGUCCAGCACUGGCCUGGAGACUGCCACCUCCCUCAAUCAGCAGGCGUUCCCUGGCGGUGAGCAAUUGGCCGGUAUAGAAGGUCAGGCUGCAGCCGGUCAGGGCGGUGGUGCAGCGAAUGGCGAUGCCGGCUGGAGUUGGCUGGACGCCUUUGAAGCGCGGCAGAAGGCUCUGGCUGCACAGGCUGCCGGUGCUGGUGCGAGCGCAUUCCCUUUCCCAGGCGCUGGCGGCGGCAAUAGUUACAACGUGAACAACAUCUACGGUGUGUAG